Molecule: messenger RNA, 942 nt
Organism: Mesorhabditis belari
Lineage: Eukaryota; Metazoa; Nematoda; Chromadorea; Rhabditida; Rhabditidae
Source: the annotation of a GenBank genome assembly
AUGGUGGAGAAUGAGAAUCAAGAAAUGCUGCUUGGAGACUUUUAUGAUAAUCAAGAGUGGUUAUUAACGGGAGCUUUUCUAUCAAAUGGAACAAUCCGUCAUAUCGACAAUGAAUCAUUCUCAAUGAUAAUUCUGAAUGUUCAAUUGAAAAGACAAAGUUUCUAUUAUGUUUUCAAUCUCGUUUUUCCGACAACAUUGGUUUCACUGGUGGCUGUGAUUGGUUUUCAUGCUCCGAUCAAUGCAACAGGAAGAAGGGAAAGCAAAUUUCGAUUGGGAAUCAUGACUCUUCUAUCAAUGUCGGUGAUGCUAUUGAUGUUGGUGGGUGAGAUGAAAUUCGCAAUGGAGAGUGUACCUGGACAACGAGGAUCUUUCUCAGAUGUUCCUUUGUUAGGUAUAUACUACAUGACAUUGAUUUUGAUUGUUGGAGUCGCUACAUGCACUACAUCAAUUUUUGUUCAUUUGGAGAAAUAUGCGAUGAGGAAUCCGACUGUUCAAGCUGUGCCGUCUUGUCUUCGAUUUCUGAUGGCUAAAAAGCUUUUCUUUUGUUACGUUCCAAAGAAUUUUCGAUUCUAUCCAAAAGGAGAUGAUAUCAGUCGAAACAAUAAUGUGAGCGCUUUCAGUCGACAUUCAACACCCGAGAAUACACUCAUGAGAAAUCUGAUUCCAAAAGAGGUGAACUUCACAGAAGUGAAUCAAGAUCAACCAAUAACAAGUGAAGUUCUAUUAGAUGGACCAGCCCAAUCAAGACAACGUCUCGAUAUAAUCAUUCAAUUGAUUCGAGAGAUUAUUCAAAUGAAAGAGUCGAUGCGUUCUCGUGGUUCUCUAACGGGUUUUUGGGAACGAAUCAUUCGUCGACUUGAAUCUUUUUCUAUCACAUUUUAUCUUUUAUUAAUGAGUAUCAAUCUUUUUCUUUUUCUUUGCCCAGAGUUGUGGUACGGUUCG